Molecule: messenger RNA, 629 nt
Organism: Acanthocheilonema viteae
Lineage: Eukaryota; Metazoa; Nematoda; Chromadorea; Rhabditida; Onchocercidae
Source: the annotation of a GenBank genome assembly
AUGUCGUAUGAUUUACACGGCAGUUGGGAGAAGAACGUCGACUUACACGCAAAGUUGCGUCCGACGGAGAGAGAAACAUCCGGAACUGGCGUCUUUAAUACCAAAUUUGCAGCGAACUAUUGGGCAAAGAGAGGUAUGCCGAAACAGAAAAUUAUCAUUGGAAUUCCGACUUACAGUCGGGGAUGGACAUUAAGUAAUUCUUCGGAAACGGCAAUUGGAGCGGAGGGUGGUCGUCCAUCAUCGCCAUCGACAACGAAUCCCGCUGGCGGUACUGCGGCUUAUUGGGAGAUAUGCAAAUAUGUGAAAGAAGGUGGCAAGGAAACGGUGGAUAAAAAAAGUGUUGGAGCGUAUAUGGUAAAAGGAGAUCAGUGGCACGGUUACGAUAAUGAGGAAACUAUCAAAAUUAAAAUGAGAUGGUUAAAAAAGAACGGUUAUGGCGGUGCCUUUAUGUGGACUCUUGAUUUUGAUGAUUUCAAAGGUACAAGUUGUGGCAAAGGUCCAUAUCCACUGUUAAAUGCUAUCAAUAAUGGGCUUGAAAGUGAGCAAACACCAUCAACAAGAGCAGUACCGGAAACUACAGAAGACACUGAAGUUGAAACAAUGACGGAAGCACCGGGAACUGCAAAUGA